This is a messenger RNA of Pelmatolapia mariae (spotted tilapia), 1469 nucleotides long. Its product is annotated as zinc transporter ZIP9. Gene Ontology annotation, biological process: transmembrane transport; zinc ion transport. The record is from RefSeq and is a predicted model, not a curated record. Lineage: Eukaryota; Metazoa; Chordata; Actinopteri; Cichliformes; Cichlidae. Gene Ontology annotation, cellular component: membrane. The transcript has 7 exons. Gene Ontology annotation, molecular function: metal ion transmembrane transporter activity. The coding region runs from base 165 to 1079 and encodes 304 amino acids.
CGUGGAAAGGCAGAACAGCAUUCUGGUGUUCUCUGAUAGUAGAGAUUAAACUCCAGCGACCCAAUGAGAACACACAUCGUCCCGGAUCUCAGUGGGAGCUAACGCUGAAAUGAAAGCAAAGGGGCGAACUGGGUAAAUACUUGAGUUAGGAAGAAGUCGUCGCCAUGGACGGAGGGCUGAUUAUUACAUUUAUAUCUGUGGCGAUGUUUGUAGGCUCCUUUCUCCUUGGAUUCAUCCCACUGUUGUUCAAACUGUCUGAGAAAAGCCUGCAGUUCGUUUCCAUCCUGGGGGCAGGUCUGCUGUGUGGGACAGCGCUGGCCAUCACCAUCCCAGAGGGAGUGGGUUUGCUGGAAGACUCGUGGAAAGCGUCAUCCUCUGAUGUGUCAUCUGGUCUAAAUUCCAGUAAAGAAAAUGGGGCUGUGGCAGAGAGAGGCCUCCCACCUCGGUUCCUCAUUGGGGUGGCUUUGACGCUCGGGUUCACCUUCAUGUUUGUCGUCGAUCAGAUAGGGAGCUACCUUUCCACACGCGACCAGACGACUCGUUUGUCCAGCAGCGUUCACUUCACAGCCACGUUGGGCCUGGUUAUUCACGCUGCAGCUGAUGGAUUUGCUCUGGGUGCUGCUGUGGCUACAGGUCAAGUGACAGUACAAGUUGUAGUGUUUUUUGCUGUGAUUCUGCACAAGGCGCCCGCCGCUUUUGGCUUGGUCUCCUUUCUGAUGCACGGAGGCCUCGAGAAGAAGUUCAUUCAGGGACACUUACUGGCCUUUUCAGCUGCAGCGCCUAUAGUUGCUAUUGCCACUUACUUCAUAUUAUAUGCGUCUGGAAGCUCAUCUGAGAAUCAGCUCAGUGCAACAGGAGUGGGAAUGCUCUUCUCAGCGGGGACGUUUCUCUACGUGGCCACGGUGCAUGUUCUCCCUGAGGUCAGCAGCAGCAGGACUGAUGAGCUGCCCUUGGACUCCGAGCAGCAGUCUGGAGCCGAAGCCCACCAGCAGAGACACUUGGGGCUCCUGGAGAGCCUCACUCUCAUCAUCGGUGUGGGGCUUCCGAUGUUGCUGGCCCUCGGACUGCACGAUGACUAAAGGAAAACAUGAGGGCAAUUUAUUUUAAAACUGGGUGAAAGGAAAACUCUGAGACCUGUACUGUAUGCCACAAUGAUUGGAGGACAAAAUGGACUUUGGCAGAGUCUACCUUGGUCCUCUUAUUUCAGUGUAACUUGGAUUUGUGCCAGGCUAUUGUUUGGGUGUCAAAAAGCUUUCCGGGAGGUGAUAAAGAAUCAGGUAACUAAUAUAUUUUCAUAGCUGAAUUGAGUUUCCAUCCAGAGGAAGCAGAAACAGCUCUCAUUUGUUGCCACGGUCCGCUGAAGGCAUGCCAUGUUGAGGUAUUAAAUAUCCCAAAAGGUGAAUAGAUUUACAGGAACAACCAAAUAAUUCGAUACUCUCUCACCUAGAAAAUAAGGUCUCUAUGGCGUA